UUGAUUUUCUAACUGGAAUUUCCGGUUUUCCCAUGUAAAUGGUAAGUACCCCAUUUUUCAUAGAAUUAAACAACUGGGAGUAUUCCUAUCUCCCCUCCCCUCCCCUCCCCCACUGGAUGGGGUGUUUGUCCAGUGCUGGGUUUCCCCCAAUGUCUGAUUCAGUGUUCCCCAUUUAUACACCUGAAGCAAGAGGCAUUUGUCUAAGAAUACAACACCCACAGUCCACUACACUGAUGGUUACGCCAUCGCACCUCCCAUUUACGGCAUGGAAAACAUGGCAACUAUUCUUGAGAGUAAAUGACAAUCAGAGAGUGUCUGUAGUGCUUUCUUGUUAUAUGGAAUUGUUAGGCUUGACGAGACGCCUCUUCCUAAGGAAAACGAAACUAGAGUGCAAUGAACAACGGCCAUUUCCUUUCCUUAUAUCUUUGCUUUGAUCAAUAUCAAACCUCUCUGAACCCUUACCAUAUAAUACAAUGACGGAUGUAAUGAGAAAAAACCUGCUGAUCUUUUAUACAACCAAUAGUAAGGUCCCAAGCAAAAUUGUACAAAAUGUAUCGUGGAAAUUAAAUUACACACCCUCAAAAUGCUUUAAAAACUGGCUGUUCAAGAAAGUCAGUCUUAGACUCAGUUAAAAAGUUCACAAACGUUUUCCCAAGCGUGCGACUAUUCAGAAGUUCGGUGAGCGCGGUUUUUACGUUUAGCCAUCACACUUUGCGAUCGAGUUAGCAGCAGUCUCGAUGAAGUUUGCCAGCUUGACAUCAUUUUCCGACAGGCCGCUGCAGUCAUGUGUACUGAGUGUAAUCUGUACUUUGUUGUACACGUUAAACCAUUCGGGGUGAUGAUCCAUUUUCUCGGCUUGCAGAGCAACACGUGUCAUGAAUCCAAACGCUUGGUUGAAAUCUUUGAAAAGGAAUUCCUUGUAAAUAGCGUCUCUGCCUUCCACUUCUGUCCACCCAGAUUUGCGCAAGGACGGAAGAGUUGUGUUUCUUUCUUCUUCGUCGAGUUUCUGGCGUUUUGGUGCUGACAUGAUGGAAAGAAGACAAAGAAGUGUGAAAGAUGUUCACUUGCGGUACAUUCGAGCGCGGAAAUGAAACAGGUAGCCAGGGAGGGGAGAGUCGAGUAUUUGCCUUCAUUUCAUCGAUGGUCAAUAUUUUAUUCUAGAUGUGCAUGGAGAUACACUAACAGAAAAACUGUCAAAAUUAAUAAAACAAGUUUAUACAGAGUCCAUAUUAGAACACGCGAUGUGAAAUAAAAUGAGAACACGUUCAUUUGUAAGGAGAAAAAUACCGUUCCCCACCCCGAGAAGAAGAAAAAUUCCCCUCGUGCUGGACGAACAUUCCACGUGACUUCUACACAAACCAAUCACGUAACCAGACAGUGCAGCUUUCCCGCCAAAUUUGUUCUCCCGGGAAGAAGCAAGCUGUAGUCGGUUGAGUGAAGCCUUCGCGAAAAUGUCAGGUUUUGACGAGCGUCCAGUUUAUUUCAGCGAUGCGUUUGGCUCCGAGGAGCAAGCAGAUGAGCGAGAAGUUAACAGAAUCAGUGCUAAGAAGAGAUUCAGGGAAUUUAUUCGUGAAUUUCACGAAGGAACAUUCAGCUAUCCCUACCGUGAUCAGCUUAAAAGACAUUAUAACUUAGGACAGUACUAUCUUGAAGUAGAUCUUCAAGAUUUGACGAGUUUUGACGAGCAACUUGCUGAUAAACUUACCAAGAGUCCUGCAGAAUUCUUGCCUCUGUUUGAAGAUGCAGCUCGAGAGAUGGCAGAUGAGAUUACAAAGCCACGUCCACUGGGAGAAGAGGAAGUACAAGACAUUCAGAUAACUCUCAAGUCUGAUGCAAACCCAAUGAGUGUCAGAGAGCUUAGGUCUGAGCAAAUGGCAAAACUGGUAAAGAUUCCAGGUAUUAUUAUCAGUGCUUCAGCUAUCCGUGCAAAGGCAACCAACAUUACCAUCCAGUGCCGUUCUUGCCGUAACACCAUCUCCAACAUUCCUCUGAAGCCUGGUCUGGAAGGAUAUGCCAUGCCUCGGAAAUGCCCCAGUGAUCAGGCUGGCCGUCCACCUUGUCCUUUAGAUCCAUUCUACAUCAUGCCUGAUAAAUGCAAGUGCGUUGAUUUCCAAGUAUUAAAACUGCAAGAAUCUCCAGAUGCUGUGCCCAAUGGAGAAAUGCCACGUCAUAUGCAGUUAUACUGUGACAGGUACUUGACAGAAAAAGUAGUCCCUGGUAAUAGAGUUACUGUGAUGGGAAUAUAUUCCAUCAAGAAAGUUGCACAAAAAAAUGACAAGGACCGUGAUGGUGUGGGUGUUGGUAUCAGGAAGCCAUACCUCCGCGUGGUUGGCAUUCAGGUUGAUACAGAAGGCCCUGGCCGCAGCUCUGGAGCACCACUGAAUCCUCUUGAAGAGGAAGAGUUCAACAGAUUUGCCAGCAGACCUGAUGCUUUUGAGACAAUAGCAAAGAGUAUAGCUCCAUUUAUCUACGGCAGUGAAGAUGUCAAGAAGGCUAUUGCAUGUCUGCUGUUUGGAGGGUCUCGCAAAAGGCUUCCUGAUGGACUCACUCGUCGUGGUGACAUCAAUGUGCUCUUGCUAGGUGACCCUGGUACUGCUAAGAGUCAGCUGCUGAAGUUUGUAGAGAAGGUUUCUCCUAUUGGUGUGUACACAUCAGGAAAAGGGAGCAGUGCUGCUGGAUUGACAGCAUCAGUAAUGAGGGAUCCAGCAUCACGUAACUUUAUUAUGGAGGGUGGAGCUAUGGUGCUAGCUGAUGGUGGUGUCGUUUGCAUUGACGAGUUUGAUAAGAUGCGUGAAGAUGACCGUGUGGCUAUCCAUGAAGCUAUGGAACAGCAAACAAUUUCAAUUGCUAAGGCUGGUAUCACCACAACAUUGAACUCAAGAUGUUCUGUGUUGGCAGCAGCAAACUCUGUCUUUGGUCGCUGGGAUGAAACUAAAGGAGAAGAGAACAUAGACUUCAUGCCAACCAUAUUGUCCCGUUUUGACAUGAUUUUCAUUGUCAAGGAUGAACAUGAACAGAGCAAAGACAUGCGCCUUGCCAAACACGUUAUGCAAGUCCAUCUGAAUGCAGCUCAAGUUGGACAGGCACAAGAGGGUGAAUUGAGCCUGAAUUUCAUAAAGAAGUACAUUGGUUACUGUCGCAACAAAUGUGGCCCCAGGCUGUCUGAGGAAGCCGCCCAGAUGCUCAAGAACCGUUAUGUUCUCAUGCGAAGUGGAGCACGUGAUUAUGAAAAAGAUGCUGAGAAAAAGAUCAACAUACCCAUCACAGUCAGGCAACUGGAGGCAAUUAUCAGGAUUUCCGAGUCACUGGCAAAGAUGAGGCUAUUGCCUUUUGCUACAGCAGCACAUGUGGAAGAAGCUCUGAGGCUUUUCCAAGUGUCGACACUGGAUGCUGCUAUGUCUGGUAGCCUCUCAGGAGCAGAAGAUUUUACUCCAGAACAGGAUGUUGAGGAAGUGAGACAGAUAGAAAAGCAAAUCAAGAGAAGAUUUGCCAUUGGAACUCAGGUUUCUGAACAAAGAAUAAUCCAGGAUUUUGAAAAACAGAAAUAUUCUGAACGUGCUAUCCACACCGUAAUUUACAUUAUGCUGAGAAGAGGCGAGCUUGAACACAGAUUUCAAAGAAAGGUCCUGUACAGAGUGAAAUGAUCAAACCAUUCCUGUUAACUGUGACAAAGCUUCAAGUAUCCUGCCAUAUUUGGAUCAUAAUUGGGACCAAUAGUCUCAUCGUUUUGUGUUAUUUGUCUUUGCUCAAAAGCUUUACAGAGUUCCUCAUAUAAUAACUGCAUUAAGACAUUAAAAUUCACAAGAUCACUUACAUUCUCUGUCUUUGCUAAAAUAGUAAGAAACACCUUUGUAUACAGCUUAUGUUGUUAAUAAAAGACAUUCCAAAAAAAAAAAAAGAAUGGUGCCAAGUAUUUUAUCAACUUGCGAGUGUCCUUCCUUUGCUUGCACAGUAACUAUUUGGCCUAAAUAUGUGAAUUACAACCAGUUUUUCACAAGAUGAACUAAAAGGGCUCAGUUUCACACAACAGUGUCCCAAAAAAAGUGUUCUGUGUUAUGGAGUUGUAAAUUAAGCAGUGUAACUGACACUUUUAAGUUUAGCACCAUGUUUACACUUAUUUCAGCUCUAUUUUCCUUUGUUCAAGUCCUUUAAUGCUUGCCCAAAAAUAGAAUGAAAAAUAUGCCUUUUCUCCAGUAUUAAAACUUAGUGACACUUGUUUUAUUUGUGGGAGUAUCUGCCAGGUGCAGCAAAUUCCACCCUGGCACCUAGCUGUUGCUAAGCUAUAUUGAUCCAAUGUGAUCCCCUGAAAACUUUCAGAGACUGAGACACUUUCAAGUUCCAACACUAUCCUCAUACUGUAAUGCCAGUUUCCCCCUAUCAGAUUCUACUUCCUAAAACGUAUGGGAAAUAAUUGUAGAAACAGGCCACUCUUUGUUACUCAUCACAUGAUUAUAUCACAAAUUUAAACAUUGCAAUCUCCAUGCCAUUUGGUUGAAUGAUAUAAUCUUUUUUCACCAACUGAACUUGUUGAUGCAGUUGAUAUGUUUUAAGUGACCAAGCCUAUGUGCCAUCUUUCAAUUUUAUUCCUGCACGGUUGGUAGCAAAUUAAGCGUGCACACAAGGUGUAAUUGCUCCAAUGGUCAGCUCACUUUUCCAACCAAGUUAAGAGAAACUGAAAUGAAGAAUGAAGGGAGAAGGAUCUUUUACAAAGCCUGGAAGCAAGCUAUCAAUGGCACUGAAACAUGUCUCACAUGUGUGAAGCCAAUGGAAGCCAAUAAAGAAAUGAUAUUUUGUAAGCUAAACCAAAGGCGAAACCCAACUCCUUCCCAGGGUUGCUCAUCUCAGGCUGUACCUUUAGGCCCUGGAGAGGGCAGAAGAAAAGACUGAGAAUAAGACUUCCAUCUGGCCUACACCAACAGAACAAUCCCAAAUAAAUACCCACACAAGCUGUUACUAGUUCACAAGUUAGAAUUUUAUUGUUACCAGCAUUAUCUUCUGGUUGGAUCUACAAAAAACAAUAUUAUAUACUGGUUGACAUGAAAAAGACAAGAAUGAGUCUCAAGCUCAAGUAUGCCCAGCCUCUUGUGCAGUCACUCUUUGACAUGCAGCACAAUCAUCC
Orbicella faveolata is the source of this 5119-nucleotide messenger RNA. RefSeq names its product DNA replication licensing factor mcm5-like. Gene Ontology annotation, molecular function: single-stranded DNA binding; single-stranded DNA helicase activity; ATP binding. Lineage: Eukaryota; Metazoa; Cnidaria; Anthozoa; Scleractinia; Merulinidae. The record is from RefSeq and is a predicted model, not a curated record. Gene Ontology annotation, cellular component: MCM complex; nucleus. Gene Ontology annotation, biological process: DNA replication; double-strand break repair via break-induced replication; DNA replication initiation.